Scleropages formosus (Asian bonytongue) is the source of this 1838-nucleotide messenger RNA. RefSeq names its product ubiquinol-cytochrome c reductase core protein 2b (gene uqcrc2b). The transcript is spliced from 14 exons. Gene Ontology annotation, biological process: proteolysis. The coding region runs from base 336 to 1688 and encodes 450 amino acids. The record is from RefSeq and is a predicted model, not a curated record. Gene Ontology annotation, molecular function: metal ion binding; metalloendopeptidase activity. NCBI's taxonomy places the organism in Eukaryota, Metazoa, Chordata, Actinopteri, Osteoglossiformes, Osteoglossidae. Gene Ontology annotation, cellular component: mitochondrion.
CUCAACACAAACGUGGAACUGAGUUUAACAAGUAACUAAAUCACAAAAGCAGCUGUAAAUUUAGGUGCCGAAACAAAAACAGAUUAGCUUUCUUUAAGCAUACUUUUAUAAAGUAUGACAUAUUUGCUACAGGGGACUUAUCCGAUUCAGGAUGAAGGAGAAUAUUCCCUGCAAUGCGAUAUAUGCAGCAGGAAAACGGCUGACAACUAAUAAAGAAUAGAAAAGAACCGACGCGCCUUCCCACUUCCGCUGCUCCGGGGCCUCGCGGUGCAUUGUGGGAAGCGCGGCCUCGCCGCCAUAUUGAACUUCUCCUCGGUUUGAAGGAGACUGCAGUCAUGAGGGGGAUUCGGGAGUUCAGCCGUUUCUCGAGCCUUUUGCGGGCCCAGGCUGCCAGCAAGCGGGAAGCUAUUGAGCGAGUGACCUUCCAUCCCCAGGAAGUGCAGCUCUCCAAGCUGCCCAACGGCCUCGUCAUCGCUUCCCUGGAGAACUACUCCCCAUGCGCUAAAAUUGGUGUGUUUGUGAAAGCAGGCUCUCGAUAUGAAGGUCCUGAAGAACUGGGCAUCACCCACCUGCUAAGGUUGGCUGCCAGCUUGACCACUAAGGGGGCAUCUGCAUUUCGGAUCUGUCGUGGCAUAGAGUCUGUAGGGGGCAGCUUGAGGGUUGCAUCAUCUAGAGAGAACAUGUCUUACACCGUGGAAUGCUUGCGAGACCACAUUGACACUGUUAUGGAGUACCUGAUCAAUGUGACGACCGCUCCUGAGUUUCGCCCUUGGGAGGUAUCUGACCUUACAGAAAAGAUGAAGAUUGACAAGGCUGUUUCCAGUCAGAGCCCCCAAAUUAGAGUCAUUGAGAAGUUGCAUGCUGCUGCUUACAAAAAUGCUCUCUCCAACUCUCUGUACUGCCCCGACUACCAAAUUGGUCGCAUCUCUUCAGAACAGUUGCACUCAUUUGUUCAGAACAAUUUCACAAGCGCAAGGAUGGCUCUAGUUGGCUUGGGUGUAGAACACGCUGUACUGAAACAGGUGGGCGAGCAGUUCCUUAAUAUCCGUAGUGGAACCGGCGCCGUGAGGGCCAAGGCCCAGUACUGUGGAGGUGAAUUCCGAGAGCAGAAUGGCAACAGCCUGGUGCACGCAGCUGUGGUGAGUGAGGGAGCAGCGACUGGGACUGCAGAAGCCUGCGCCUUCAGUGUGUUGCAGCACCUGCUGGGAGCAGGACCAUACGUGAAAAGAGGCUCCAGCACCACCUGCAAACUGAGGCAGAGCAUUGCCAAGGCAACAACACAGCCAUUUGAUGCAUCAGCGUUCAAUGUCAACUAUUCUGACUCUGGACUAUUUGGUGUAUAUACCAUCUCCCAGUAUGGUUCAGCCACUGAUGUCAUUAAUGCAGCUUUAUCCCAGGUAAAAAUGGUUGCCCAUGGGAAUUUUACUGAUGCCGACCUUACAAAAGCCAAGAACCAAGCCAAGUCUGAGUACCUGAUGUCACUAGAGGUCUCUGAUGGUCUGCUGGAGGACAUGGGACAGCAGUGUGUGGCUGAUGGUGUUUAUCAUUCCCCUGAGGUUGUGGUGUCCACCAUCAACUCUGUCACCUCUGAAUCUGUUGUCAACGCUGCUAAGAAAUUUGUAGCUGGCAAGAAAACCAUGGCAAGUAGCGGACAUCUGGUGAACACACCGUUUCUGGAUGAGUUGUGAAAGUUCUACAUGUUAAGAGAAAAAUGACAUGUAACUUUUUGUCUGCAAAAUGCAUCAUUUCCACCAGUUAACUUAUCCUGUAAUGUGUAGGUUUUAUUCUUAUCCACUUUACAUCUGUGCAUUCGUUCAAUAAACUCAACUUUAAUUUGA